Molecule: messenger RNA, 10480 nt
Organism: Amyelois transitella
Lineage: Eukaryota; Metazoa; Arthropoda; Insecta; Lepidoptera; Pyralidae
Gene: mbc
Product: dedicator of cytokinesis protein 1
Exons: 39
Coding region: 95-5938 (1947 amino acids)
Biological process (GO): small GTPase-mediated signal transduction; cell migration
Cellular component (GO): cytoplasm; plasma membrane
Molecular function (GO): guanyl-nucleotide exchange factor activity; small GTPase binding
Source: RefSeq, a predicted model, not a curated record
ACGAGUCAGUCAGUGCAACAAGUGGGAUAAAAUGACGAUUAUUAUUUUUGUGAUUUACAAGCAAAAAUAAAAAGAUAUUUUCAGUGUUAUAACAAUGACGGUGUGGAAAAAGCUUGACGAUGAGGAGUGUUACGCUGUCGCUAUAUACAACUUCGUUGGGAGCAACCCGAACCAGUUGUCCCUGGACGUGGGCGAGCUGGUGCACCUCGAGGGGGAGACGGAGGAGUGGUACUGGGGCACCAGCGUCAGGAGGGAGGCGAGCGGCGCCUUCCCCAAGUCUUAUGUGGAAGCGCGGGAGUGCACUGUUGAAAGAUGCGGUGAAACAGUGGUGGCUUCGGCUGGCGGCAGCGGCGUCGCCCACGACAUAGCGGUCACUUUGAGGGAGUGGCUUCAGUAUCUGAAGAAACUGUAUAUUGUAAGGUCAAACGAAGAGAAGUUCAAGUUUAUGGAAGUGAGUAUGCUCGCGCUGCUCGAGCUGAGAGCGCAGGUGGUGAGCGGCGCUCUGCCCCAGGACCAGCUCAGGAGGGUCGCCAGGACGUCCGUCUUCACCAUUGAAAGAGGGAACAGACAACUAGGCAUGGAGCUAACAGUGAGGAACGCCGGCGGUAAUCUUGUAGACCCGCUCUCGACGUCCACAUACAAAUUGAACGCGAUGCAUGACGAAGCUAAUGCCCGGAUUGAGAAGAAUAUGGAAACGACCCCGACGACUCCCCCACCUCCCACCAUACCAGCUAACGCUCGAACAUACACACUCGCUUUACGAGUGAACAACUUCGUGUGUCGGAUGUCGGACUCGGCGGAACUAUUGCUGUGUCUACACGACGCCCUCGGGAACAGGAUCACAGAGAACCUGCUUAUUAAAUGGCCACAACAGAGUCUGGUGUCUCAACAAUUAGUGUUUACAGAUCUGCCUUCUGAUAUAAAGAAGGAAAAAGUGUUUCUAGUAUGUCACGUGGUCCGAAUAGGCUCCAUGGAGCCACAAAUAACUGAUCACAGAAGAAGUUCAGUAGCCCAGCCGCCUCAAGUCAGUACGUGCAGAAUGAGACGACCAUUCGGCGUGGCGUGUGCUGAUAUCACGAGAAUCGUGGCUUCGGAUGUAGCCAAGGAAAUACAAUUACCAUUCCACGCCUGUGAGAAAGAAAACUUGGACUCUCUUCUGAAGAAGGUGAUGGCGAAUCGCGAACUGAAAGACACCAAAAAUCAUCAAGGACUCUGGGUGACGUUGCAAUUGGUAGAAGGGGAUCUUAAACAGAUCCGCGAAGAGAACGCCCACCUUGUUGUGGGCAACACGGUGAUCGCUCGCAAGAUGGGCUUCCCCGAGGUCAUACUGCCCGGCCUGGCCCGCAACGAGCUGUACGUGACGCUGGUGGGCGGCUCCUUCUCCAAAGGCAGCAAGUCCUCGGACAGGAACAUCGAGGUGGCCGCGCGCGUGGUGGAUACGCACGGGGACACUCUGCAGGGCGUGAUAUCAAUAGGGGCAGGAGGUCCUCUAAUGGACGAGUACACAUCGCUUGUGUAUUAUCACGACGAUAAGCCGAGAUGGCAGGAAGUUUUAAAGGUGUGCCUCAAUAUAGAGCAGUUCAAAGAAGCUCACAUAGUGUUCCUGUUCCGCCAUAGAAGUUCGAACGAGGCCAAAGACAGGGCAGAGAGACAUUUUGCCAUGUCUUACCUGAGACUGAUGCAAAAGGAAGGAACUACUAUACCAGACAACAUUCAUGCUUUGGCCGUUUAUAAGAUCGAUCCGAAACGCUCGACGAACUCCGACAUGCCCGCGGAGCGCGAGGCGGCGGCCGCGUGCCUCGCCAUGCCCGCGCGCCGCGACGAGCUGCCCGCCGGCGCGGAGAGAGGGUUGACGCGAGGCGUACUGGCUUUGAUACAUCGUGACGUUCUCCAUGUUGGAACGAAACUAUGUUCUACAAAAUUGACCCAAAGGGAGGAAAUCCUAGGUGUACUGAAAUGGAGCACCCAACACGCCGAAGGUGGUCUCCGAGCGGCUCUCAGGAGGCUGCUGAACGUCCCCGGACCAGAACUGGUCAAGUUCCUCCAGGAUAUACUGGACGCACUCUUCAGUAUUCUCACUGAGGUGGAGGAAGACCGUAAAAGCUACUCAGACGACAGCUACGGCGUUCUGGUGUUGGAUUGUUUGCUCUGUGUCAUAUCGCUGGUGGCCGACCACAAGUACCAACACUUUCAGCCGGUUCUACACGUGUACAUCGACAGGAGCUUCUGUGACGCAGCUGUUUACGAGAACUUAAUAUCAGUUAUAAUAUGGGUGAUACGUAUGGCGGACAACGGCGAAGUGGCUCUGAAACGUCUGCUCACGUGUAUGAAGUGUGUGGAGAGCUUAAUGCGAAUAAUAGUGCGCAGUCGACAGCUGAGAAGUGUGCUGGGAGAUGUCGCCACUGAUCGAUAUUUUAAGUCGCAUUUUGAGGACCUACUGGAAGCAUUGGUGUGGCUGAUGCGCUGCGGCGACUACGCCCUCACGUGCCAGGGCUCCGCGCUCAAGUACCUGCCGCACGCCGUGCCGCACAUCGUCACCGUCUACCCCCACGCGGAGCUCAGCGCGUUCUUCGUCCGAGCGUUAAGCGCCCUGUCAAUGUGCAAGCUGAGCAAGCAGCGCAUGCUCGCGCUGCUGGAGCUGCUGCGCGGCCCGCUGUGCGCCGGCGCAGCCGCGCGGGCCGCGCUGCUGCCGCACCUGGCGCACACGGUCAGGUCGCUGCUCAAGGACAAGGCGGAGUGGGACCGCGACGCGGCGCACAAGUCCCGCUCGGUGGACAAGGCGGCCAGGCUGCUCGGCGCCGACACAGCAAGGUUGCAGGACCACACGCACCGCCAGCAGAUCCUGGAACUCUGCAUAGAAGCCCUUGGCGAGGUAAUGGCCCUGUUAGCUCGAGAUGACGUGGGCCCAGUCGACGCGGACAGGGGCGAGCUGGCGCGGUGCCUGCUGCCUACCGUGCUACACACCGCCACCGCCAUGAUGAGGGAGCGGGGCGGGGAGAGCGGGGAGUUCAAUGACGACCCGCUAUUGCGCCGUAUCGUCUGCGUACUCCUAGAUAUGGUCCGUCAGAUGUCCGAAGAUCAAUACAUAAUCCUCGUUAAAGCUUUAGAAGCUGAGAAAGUCGGCGGUUCGAGAUCAUUGGUGUGGGACGCGUUGUCGUUUCUACACUCUCUGCUGCAAAGACCUGUGUUCAGGCCGUACUGGGCUGAUAUGCUGCAUUUACAGCAUUAUGUCAUGUUACAUGCUCUAAGACUGCUGUCUAUAACUCUUCGAGACCGCCUCCAAUCAGUCGAUAUUACCGAUACCGAAUCGAUAACGAACAUCCACUCGAUACUGCGCGAGUGGUUCCUCGCCCUGUCCGCUUUGGCCACGUCCCAGUACCUUCAGCUGGAGACGUUGACCGUGCCCAGGAGGCAUAGGAUCGUGACUUUGUACGGCGACCUCAGAAGGGGUGCAGCGCAGUUGUUUCAAGAGAUGUGGUUCAGUCUUGGUGAACACCGCCGCGCCUUCAUACCGUGCCUGGUGGGUCCACUGCUGGAAGUCAGCUUGUUGCUGGACGAGGAGGUGUGGAACACAACUAUACCAUUGUUCUUCGAUAUGAUGCAGACUGAAUAUACUCAUAGUAUACAGGCUGGGUUCACUGAUGGCCACCUCCGAGACUUGGAGAGCGAGUUGAUCGACAAGUUGGACGUGCUAGUGGAGAGGGGGCUGGGCUCGGGGGCGUGGCGCGCGCGCUUCGUUCAGCUGUGCGGCGCGCUGUGCGGCGCGGCGGGCGGGGUGCUGCGGGCCGCCGCCGGGGCCCUAGUAGCAGCCGCGGCCAGGCAGCUCGACACGCUGCUGCGGUACCGCGAGGCGGCCAGGAGGUCCGCGACCCCCCACAGGAUGUUGCUCACCACGCAAGUGCUGGAUUUCUACAGGCAGAUCGAUAGGCCGCAUAUGUAUAUUAGGUAUGUCCACAAACUGGCGAAGAUGCAUCACGAUGCCCAACAGUGGGCCGAAGCUGGCCUCUCACUCAGACUCCACGCGAAGUUGCUGCUGUGGACUCACGAACCUUUGCCUCCACGCCUGAGGCAUCCGACCUUGGAGCUACAACAUUCCACUCAGAGGGAACUUAAAGAAUUCCUCUACCUAGAAAUCGCUGAACUCCUAAACCGCGGCCGCCAAUGGGAGCUCGCCGUGGAAAUUGUCAAAGAGCUGGUAUCGGUCUACGAAGAAGAGGCCCUGGGCUACGGACCCCUGGCAGAGCUGCACAGCCAGCUGGCCGGUUUGUACGAGGCCAUGCUGAGGAAGCCCAGAUACCACCCGAGUUACUUCAGGGUCAUUUAUUACGGGAACGGGUUCCCGCCCCACUUGAGGGAGGAGCAUGGUUUUGUCUACCGGGGCAACGAAUUCGAACAGUUGCCCGAUUUUAAGGAGCGUUUGCUGGACGAAUGGCCCGACGCUGAAGUUUUGACGAAAUUGGACGCGCCAGGGGAAGAGAUAACGCAGUCCGAUAAGCAGUAUUUACAAAUCAACGCGGUGGAACCACUACUCAGUGACAAGUUGAAGCGGUUGUCAGACAAGCCGGUUUCCGAGCAAGUCCUCUCCUAUUACAAGCACAACAGCGUGCACAAAUUCGUGUUCUCAAGACCGUUCCAUAAGCCGGAUGAAUCGAUGAACGGGUCCAGUGAUGAUUUGAGCCAGAACGAAUUUGCGACGAGAUGGCUCGAGAGAACCGAGUUGGAAAUCAGCGAGAAAUUGCCAGGCAUCCUGAAGUGGUUCCGAGUGGUGGACCACCGCACGUACUGGGUGUCGCCGCUGGAGGCCGCCGUGGAGGCGCUGCGGGACUUCAACCGCGCGCUCCGGGCGCUCGUGCUCAGCGCGCGGGCGCCCGACGCUCCGCUGCAGCCGCUCACCAUGAGGCUGAAUGGAAUCCUCGACCCCGCUGUGCAGGGCGGGCUGGCCAACUACGAGAAGGCAUUCCUGACUCCCGCAUACGCCGAGAGACACCCAGACCACGGGCCGCUGCUGGACACGCUGAGAGACCUCAUCGUCGAUCAGAUCCCCUUGCUCAAGUCUGGUUUGGACGUCCACGGCGCAAGAGCAUCGUCGGAGUUGCAGAAACUGCACGAGCAUAUGGUGCACUGUUUCAAGAAGAUGAAGCAACACGUGCAACAAAGAUACGGAUUGAAGUCGCUGGAGGUGGAGGACCCCCCGGAGGUGCAGCUGCGCACGCGCACGCCGGCGCGCGGCGCCGCCUCCGACCCCGCCGCGCACCGCGUCUCCGACGUCUCCGCCGGGAACGACACGUCGAGAACAAAAUUCUUCAGUGCCAUAAAUCCACUAGUCAGCAGAAAUAGCAGUAGCGGUGUUGCAAGCUAUUUCGGCACACUGCAGAGCACGCCGCGGAAAAGAGACAAAAGACGAGGGAGAAAGAGUGAAAUAGGCACCCCGGCCAGUGGCAGUCAGUGGUACACGUCUCACUCGACUCCCAACGGCGCGGUGACGUCAUCGUUCAGCUACACUAGCGCCACGCCGCCGGAAACUCCCGCCUCCGCAUCUCCGCUCAGGGAACUCAGACAAGAGCUGGUCCCUGAGAGGACACCAAGAGUUGAAGCUGAGAGGGAAAGGAGGUUGUCUCAGCGGGCGAGUUUGCUAGCGUCCCAACCACCAUCUAACAGGGAUUCUAUGGGCACAACAGAUUCCAACCAAGACGACGAGGAGCCUCCCCCACUCCCCGAGAAACUCUCCCAUAGGAGCAUGGACCUUGAUGGGGACAAUAAUAACAACGGUGAUAUAACGCCUUUGCCGGCGAGAAACAACUACGAUAUGGUAUUCCCGCCUACUAGAGGCUCUUUUCUGUAUAACUCUUUAGCGACGAGACGACAGAACGUCAUACCAAGCGAGAAACCGCCGACGCCGCCGCCUAAGAAGAAGAAUUUGCAGAAUAAUAAUGUUUGAUUAACAGUUUUUAGAUUUUUUGGCCAAAGUGACAUUAGUAAUAUAACUAUAGUAACUUCAAAAGGCUGAAGCGGUUUGUUUGAAAGAUUUUCGUGUAUAUUUCGUGCCUUAUGUGUUUAUACGGAAGACCAAUUUUGCAAUGGUCGCCUAAGAGGAAGGUCUAAAUAAAAUAUGGAAUCGUUUUUUUUUUUUAAGUUGUCAUGAAGUGAAUAUUGAAGUCAUGAUCCAAGGUGUUAGGUUUCCCAGGUAAACGAAGGUCAAAAAAGGGGGAGGUUGCUACGUGUAUGACUCCCUCUUCCUUCUGGCUUUAGUCCCGAUUGCAUCCUCACCUCUCUGGAGAGAGGGUAUGCCUUUGACAAUGGAUCCUGGAUUGGGUGAGACUAUUUUCGAAGCUACGUACAUUAGUUUGAUUACCAACCGAUGUUCUUACGGUGAGGGUAAAUAUCGUGAGUUAACCUGCACAUUCAGGUAACUGCAUGUGUAACCAUGGAUCCAAUAUGGGUUUGGUUAACCUGCAAAGGUUGCGGAGGUCAGACGGGAGUCGCUUCGUGUAAAAACCCAACUCGCCCAAUCUAGGAUCUGUGGUUAAAGUUCAUGAUCAGCAGAUCAACGUUCGUACGCACUCAAGUCAUAAAUAAAAGUGAAGUGUAAGCCAUAUUUAAACCCACCAUAAUAUUAGUACUUACAAGUUACCAAUGAUUAAAUGAUUCAUAUGUUAAGUUUGAUAAUGUACCUUAACAUUUUUGUCACUUACUAAUAUAGAAAAAUGAUAUUCACCAUUACGCAAAUAUGAGUCUUGUGUCUCUAGAAAUUAAGAGUAAUUUUGUAUAUUUAUGCACCAUAUAUUGUCUUCUGUUCAGAAAUUAAUUGCCAAAUAUCAAAUGUAGCACUAGACCCAGCGAUGUGCUGUAAAAUGUCAGCUAAUCCCUCAGUCAGUGUACGCGUUUUUAUGUUUGUGUUGAUUUAUUUUAUUCCAUACCAUAGUUUAGAUACAAAAUAGUAUGGUAUUGAAUAAAAUACUGAGUCGUUUGUAUCUUAAGUGAGUUUUGAAAAUGUUUUAAUGGUUUAGCAUUUAUAAAUAAAUAAUAUAGGGGCACCAAUAGAAAAAAGAAUAGGACUACUCCAGCCCUUUGCCAUGGAUGUCGUAAAAAGCGACUAAGACGAUAUAAACUUGGGAUUCUUCUUUGAGGCGAUGGGAUAGCAACAAUAGCAGCCAAACAGUUGGAACCGUCUACCAAUAUGUUUGUAUGUAUGUAUUAAGCAUACAUUGAUCAUGUUACCGUAGUAUUUUUUUGCAUUAUUUAUUUCCUUAGAACAAAGUUACAUAUAAAAUAUUAUUACCGUGUUGCGGGAUAGACAGAGCCAACAGUCUUGAAAAGACUAAAUGGCCACUUUCAGUUGUAUGGCUUAGUGAUGAAAUUGAGUUUCAAAAAGUGAAAGGUUGCUAGCCCAUCGCCUGAUAGAAAUACCCCAAAUUUAUUAGCCAUUCCUUUAGUCAUCCUCUUACGAAAAGAACAAAGUUGAUAACAAAUAUUUAUUAUUCAGGCGUUAUUAAAAAUAUGGAUUAGACUUUAAAAAAAAUUAUGUUCUUAUGCUACACAUGACGUAAAACUUUACUAUAAAAAAAGAAGAUGUAUAAACUUUUAGUAAACAGAAAUUACAAUUUAAUUUUAUUGAAAUAUACUUUUAAAAUUCUAUGCUUAUUAGACUUGAUAUCUUUAUACGAGUUACGUCUGAACAAGAAACAAAUAUAAUGUUUUAGACAAAAGAAAUGAUAUUACAAUGUAACAAGUGUGAUUACAAAUAGCUGUAAGUAUAGAUUGUAUAUAAUUAAUUAUUCAUAGAUUGUUUUCCAGUAUUUUUAAAUAUUUACGCAUAGAAUAUGCGGUCGCGUGACUGAUAUUAAAAAAAAUCUAGUAUUUAAAUUUUACAUACUAAGUUUGACUUUCGUUUAGCAAAACAAAAUCAUGUUUUCAAUAGAUGUAGGUAUAUAAUAAAUAAAUAUAUACAGGACAAAUUACACUGAUCAAGUUAGCCUCGAAGUAAGUUCGAGACUUGUGUUACGAGAUACUAACUCAACGAUACUAUAUUUUAUAAUAAAUACUUAUAUAGAUAAACAUACAAGUCCCAGGCCAAUCAGAAAAAGUUCAUAUACAUAUGCAAGGAAUAAAUUAAUAUCAAUAAACAUGUUUCGCCGCCAGCGAUCGUAAAGAACCAGUCUUAUGUGACCUAGGUCAAUAUGAUGCGUUAUAAAGUUUGACGACCUACAAGAGUGCCCGAAACCGCCGAGCUUGCAUGUAGAGAGUUAUGAAUGUGGAUGAAGCGAAGGAAGUAUGCAGCGAUCGUCGCAAGUGGAAAGAUCUAGUCUGUGCCUACCUCUCCGGGAAAAAGGCGUGAUUUUAUGUAGGUAUAUAUGUUUGACCUACAAAUUUUUUGUGUAAUAGAUAAGAAAUCAUGGUAAAAAUUAUUCUUUUCCAAGAAGAACAUGUGCUAUAUGAUUCGGACCGGUUUAAAGAUAAUAUGAAAUUAAAUUGCAUUGAGAUAAAUCAUUUUGUGAGUUCAUCAGUUCUUUCAAAUUAUUGUUUAUAUAAUACAUGCAGUUGUUUUUGAGAAAAGCCUCUGUUACUCUUUUUUUAAAGUCUGUAUCUUAUAUCGUUAAAAUAGGUCCAGUGGUUUUUGUACUUUAUCGCAACAAACAUACAAUUAAUUUUUGGUAAAUGUAGUAACUCUUAAUACAUUUCUUGAACUUAUUUAGGCUAACUUGAACCUGUUAUUUGUCUUGUAUAUAUUUAUUUAUUAUUACAUUGUUUGUAAACCCAGACGACCUUACUAAGGUCACGUGGAAACGACCACCAAAAAACCAGUCAAAAUAAAAGAGGCCAAUGACCUAUGAUGGUCUUAAAAAAUUUACUUUUUGUGACCAGCGUAAUGACGGAAAGUUAAAAAGGUUAGUAUUAUAACAAAGAAACUUAAUUUGUUUGACCAUAGAUUUCGGAAGAAAAUUAGACUAUAGAAGUGGUAAAUGACUUCGCAACCAAUUAUUUAACGGUAUAAUAAUGUAUUUCAAUUCUGACAUAAUUUGACACCGUACAACGGCGCUGAGAACUGUAAAAGACACAUCAUGUUAGGUCUAUAGUUCUAUUUUAUUUCGAUUUUAAUGAUUUUUAAUUCAAUUGUGUCGUAGAAAAAGUCUUUAUUUUAUGAGUUACAAUUUGUUUUAAAUCUUAUCAAACGGCCGUAAGGAUGAAUUUUAUAUGACAACAUUUAUUUAUGAGAACUUAGACUUGUCACAAUAUUGGUUGUUGUUACUUGAUAAAUAUUUAGGUUUUAAAAGUAACAGUCGUUGAUAAAAAAAAAUUCACCUUGUCGGAGAAACGGUUAUAAGAACAAAUUACAUAUUCAAUGAGUGGUUGAAACAAUUAUACGUUGAAAGUAAGAAGUGCUUUAUUUUAAAUAGUCAUUUAUUUUCAGCAAUAUUUUAGUUAAAUUAUGAAAGAUUCAUUACCAAUAGAUUAUGAUUACUCACACAGACAAGGAAAAUAAUGAACAAUACUAUAAUACAGUGUAAAUAACGCGAUAUUUUACGUAAUUCCUAAAAAAAGCCCGUCUUAUAAACCAUUAGUGUCUUGACAUAAAUACCUACUAUAGUUUUUGACACAUAUAAAUAUAAGAUGCGAUUAGUAUCUUAAUGUUUUACAAAAUGUUUAAUAUACUCGAUAUCUUAAUCUAAGCGAGAGGUAAAUAUUUAUUAUAUUAAAAUAAUUUUAGAUUUACGUUAGUAGUAAAUAUUAUAAAGUUGUUGAUUUUUUAAUUCGCGGGACGAUCUUUUGUUUGGCCAUUACGAGAAUUAGAACAAAUUACAUUCCGCGAGAACGAGGCUUCCAAAUAUAUAUAUAUUUAUAUAUAUAAAACAAAUCUAUGGACAUUUUAAUAGUCUUAAUUUGAAAAAUAGGUUUAACGAGGCUUCCAAAUAUAUAAACAUAUAAAAACAAAAUUUAUGGACUUUUUAAUAGCUUUACUUUGAAAAAUAUCUAGCAAUAUGCAAACACUAGCCAAGUUUUCUGAUAAAUUUUACUUAUUGAGUCCAAUCAACUUUUCAAACUAUCUGAAGCCAAUUAGUGAAAAUAUUUUAUAAUCCCUUUACAAAUUGACAGAUCAGCUUGUACUAUGUGUGUGGAAAAAAAAAAUAUUGUCAAAUUCUAAAGUGACAGUAAUUUUUAUCGGAAUAUUUGUGUUCCACGUACAUUCGACUGCAGAGAUACUCGACUUGUUUUGGUGUAAUGAAUAGUGGGUCUGUAUCUCUGACGUUGACUGUACUGUACUGUUAUUUUGAAAAUUUUGUGUUUGUGUUUAAAACAUCAUUUCGUAUAUAAAUAAAAAAAUUAAGAAAUUAAAUUCGUCCCGCACGUGGCCAUAAGCGCACCAAAUAAAUUGUUGAUAUGUAUAUUGUAUAAAUAGUUAUUGUUUUAUUUUUAAUUUCACUUUACAAGAUAUGUACUCAUGUUGUAAGUAAUCUUUACAAUAAAUAGACUUUUUAUAGUA